Molecule: messenger RNA, 3687 nt
Organism: Callorhinus ursinus (northern fur seal)
Lineage: Eukaryota; Metazoa; Chordata; Mammalia; Carnivora; Otariidae
Gene: GATB
Product: glutamyl-tRNA amidotransferase subunit B
Biological process (GO): glutaminyl-tRNAGln biosynthesis via transamidation; mitochondrial translation
Cellular component (GO): mitochondrion; glutamyl-tRNA(Gln) amidotransferase complex
Molecular function (GO): glutaminyl-tRNA synthase (glutamine-hydrolyzing) activity
Source: RefSeq, a predicted model, not a curated record
AGGAGACUGUAUCACCUGACCAGGACCCUGGCGGGGCAAUGGCGGCCCUCAUGCUGCGUUGGUCCUGUCUUGGAAAGCGUUGGGUUUUAGCCUGCAUUGACGGCGGUUCUCGCCACGGAAGAGGGGCUGCGAUUGGGCUCACGUCCAGGAGGAAAAGGGGACAGAGCUCCGUGGCUCAGCAGCCCCUCAUCGCCGUCCAGAAGUCAAGGAAAGGUGAACACGAGUGGGCAGCUGUGGUAGGUUUGGAAAUUCAUGCCCAGAUCUCUUCCAACUCUAAACUCUUCUCUGGAUCUCAAGUCCACUUUGCAGCACCUCCAAAUUCUUUGGUAUCUUUUUUUGAUGCAUCUCUGCCUGGAACUCUGCCGGUUCUCAACAGGAGAUGCGUAGAAGCAGCUGUGAUGACAGGCCUGGCACUGAACUGCCGCAUCAACAAGAAGUCCUUGUUUGAUAGGAAGCACUACUUCUAUGCGGACCUCCCUGCAGGCUACCAAAUUACCCAGCAAAGACUCCCGAUUGCUGUGAAUGGCAGCUUAGCGUACAGUGUCUCUGUGGGGAAGAAGCCGAGUCAGGUGAGCACCAGGACCGUGAGGAUCAAGCAGAUCCAGCUGGAGCAAGACAGUGGCAAAAGCCUCCAUGAUGAGCCGCGGUCUCAGACGCUCAUCGAUUUGAACAGGGCAGGAGUUGGCCUUCUGGAAGUGGUGCUGGAGCCCGACAUGUCCUGUGGAGAAGAGGCAGCGUCAGCCGUCAGGGAGCUGCAGCUGAUACUUCAAGCCCUGGGGACCAGCCAGGCAAAUAUGGCAGAGGGCCAGUUGAGAGUGGAUGCCAAUAUAUCUGUGCACCAUCCUGGAGAGCCUCUGGGUGUUCGAACUGAAGUGAAGAAUCUCAACAGUGCCAGGUUUUUGGCCAAAGCAAUAGACUUUGAAAUUAAGAGACAAAUCCACGAACUUGAGAAUGGACGUAAAAUUCUGAAUGAAACGCGCUCAUUUGACGACAAGCUGGGGUGCACCAUGCCGAUGAGAGACAAAGAAGGAAAACAAGACUACAGGUUUAUGCCCGAACCCAACCUGCCUCCGCUCCUGCUCUAUGACACCGCGUCUCUGCCUCCUGGUGCAGACCCACAGCAAGUGAUCAAUAUUGACUGGAUUCGGGAGCGGCUCCCUGAGCUGCCCGGUAAGACCCGGGAGAAGCUCAUUCAACAGUAUGGGAUGCUGCCAGAACACAGCUUCACCUUACUGAAUGAAGUUGGCCUACUGGAGUUCUUCCAAAAUGUUAUAAAAGAAACUAGGGCAGAGCCAAAAAAAGUAACUAGUUGGGUCCUCAACAUUUUUCUGGGUUUUUUAAAGCAACAGAACCUUGCUGUCAAUGAGAGUCCUGUCACACCUUCUGCGCUGGCUGAGCUGCUCAACCUGCUGGACAGAAAAGCCAUCUCUUCAUCAGCAGCUAGACAGGUGUUUGAGGAAUUGUGGCAGAGUAAAGGGAAGACUCCAUCGCAGAUUGUUUCAGAAAAGAAGCUUGAACUGAUGCAGGAUCAAGAGGCGCUGGAACGGGUCUGCCACACCGUGAUGGAGGGGCAUCCUCAAGUGGUAAUGGACAUGAAGAGGGGAAACCCCAGAGCUAUAAACAAACUGAUCGGGUUGGUCCGAAAAGCAACUCUCAGUCGAGCAGACCCGACUGUGAUAAAGGAGAUCCUGGAGAGGAAGCUGUCAUCAUGAGCCCUUCUGGGUCCCCCGUGCCCGAGGGAGAGCAGAGCGGCCUCCACUGAGAACCGGAGCCCGUGACACGUGCCAUCCGGGGGCUCCCAGGCCCUGGCCCCGGCUACAGCCCCGGGAUGCCACCUGCACAGACCAGCCCCGACAGCCCGGCUGCCUCACUGACUUCGAGAUGGUUCCAGCUGCAGUGGUGGGGAAGAAAUAGCACAGUUCCAGUGCUCAGUGAUUCGGGACUGAGACCCUGUUUCAAAUGCUGUCACCGUUCUGAGAAAACUUUUCAUCCAUUGGGAUGCAGUACUUUAAACCUGAAAGUAGAUGAGUGGAGCUAAAAACCACCGCAGAAUCGACACGUUGUAAACAGGAGGCCUCGUGUGGAUGGGAAGGAGGGUGUUAGUCUUACCAGCAUUCCCUCAUCUGAGGACUAAAAGUGACUUUGCCCGUUCAGCUCCCUAGGGACCCAGGAAGGUAAAGGUCUGAGAAUUAAAUGAAACAUUUUUUGUCAAACACACACACAGACGUUUUCAAAUAAAUUUAAUGAAUAAAAUAUAUAGUGAAAUAUCACAUAAAAAAUUAACUUACACUUCAAAGAUUGUGCAGUUAACAACUCCCUCCCCACCCCCACCUCCAUCCCCAGGCCAAAGAAAGAUAAACAAGCUGUAACAUUAAAUUGAUUUGUUUUGCCUGGGAAGAGUAAGAUGAUAAAGCUAAAACAUCAGAAUCUUGACCUUUAACAGUAACUGUGGUGCAGUUAACAACACCCUCGUGAAGGCUGGGCUGCCUUGGCCCCCAGGCUCGGGACGGGAAUGCCGUUCCUCUCUCCCGCACCCAGCGUGCACCGCGUGCUGCUGUUCCCUCCAACUCGCCAUGCUUAACGACCGGUUUCAAGGCUGCUUCUGAAGAGCACAUGUCAAACUGUGGCAUCGGGAGAACAGACUCUCUGCAGUCUCAGAUUUUACACUGAAUUGCCAAGCCUACUAAGGAGCAUCCGAGCAUUUCCCUCACAGACGAUGCUGCCGUGGCAAGCUGGGGGACUGGGGACAAGCCGGCCUUCCCCGUCGCCAGUGUAGCAGUGAACGGUGCUCAGGACUUCCCUCCCUCAGAGUGUGACGGAAGCCUCCCUCGGACCCUGCCUGGAAAGCAGGGACAGAAAGGAAACCAGGUGUGUGGUUUAUUCCAGACAAGCAUGAGGAGGUAAGGUUUUUUUAAAAAAAAAAAAAAAAAAACAUUUUUAAAAAAAUGACUUAGAAUAUUGUGAGAGAAGGUGUUCCCUCACCCAGGAGGCCAUGUGGCCCUCACGCAUUCUGCUCCAGUACUGGAAACUACUGAACCCAGAAGUAAGAUAUUUUUUCUUUUCGAGAGAGAAAGGCAGAGUCCAUUCUCUCUCCUCGCAUUGCAAGACUGAAUUACAAAUGGGCAAAGACAGUCUGAAACUGGAUUCUAGCAGGAUCGUUGUUUUGUAAGAAAUAAUAGGGUUCAGUUUUGUUUUACAAACUCCAUUUCACCAAAGGUCUGGCUUCUGAGACAUCAAACUUUACAGAAGCCACUAGGGGAUCUUUCCACACCAUUUCAAAUCAAGGCCUUGCUUAAAUGGGUGAUGGGGGGGCGGGCAGACUGAGGAGGCAGCUGGAUGGAGACAGUUUCCCAAAACUAUUAUGUCCAGUGUGAACUGUAUUAUGGACUGAUCAUUUCCAGAGAAAAAUGCCAUCAUGAGAACACCUGACCUUUAAGUGAUGGGUGUUGACCUCUGACAACUUCCCCAUGGUCUUGAAUGCCCACUCUUGAAAUCCUGAAAACUGGACAGUUACGUUGUUAUAACUGCUAACAGGAAGGGCGCAGCUCAGAUACCUUCCUUGGAACCUGACUAUAUAUUCAAAAGAUAUGUUUGCAUAAUGGUGUCCGAAGUUCACAAAGUAUGGCUCUGCUCAUAAACAGGCCUCAGUCAAAUACAGUUUGAAAUACGCCUUUGCAUGAGCGAGAA